This is a messenger RNA of Fusarium coffeatum, 1041 nucleotides long. RefSeq lists its product as uncharacterized. Gene Ontology annotation, molecular function: catalytic activity. The transcript is spliced from 3 exons. The record is from RefSeq and is a predicted model, not a curated record. The coding region runs from base 1 to 1041 and encodes 346 amino acids. NCBI's taxonomy places the organism in Eukaryota, Fungi, Ascomycota, Sordariomycetes, Hypocreales, Nectriaceae.
AUGUCCAAGUCAAUUGUCAACGCAAACCCCUACCCCUUCACCUUCGAAGCAAGUCAAUACCCUCCUAUCAAAAGCACUGGUAAGGGUGUCAGCAUCGACUUCGCCAAUUGCCGCGGCGCUACUCCCUCUAUCAAAGCUUCCCGUGUCCGCGCUCUUAUCCAAGAAGCUCACGAGGACCCUUCCAAGAUCGUCGCCAAUGUGUGCAGCUACGAUGCUCUGAGCUCUCGCCUAUGCGAAGAAGCCGGCUUUCCGAUUGUCUUCUUGGCGGGAUACCCCAUGGCUUCAGCCUUUGGACUGCCGGAUACAGGAUACAUUGCUUUUGGAGAGGUGGUUAACAAGGUUCAAGAAGUUAUCAGGGAAGUUAAUGUUCCCGUUAUUGUGGAUGGCGAUACAGGAUACGGUAGCCCAAUGAACGUCCGCAGGACUGUCCAAGGAUUCGCAUUGGCUGGUGCUGCAGGCAUCAUGAUCGAAGACCAGUCCUGGCCAAAGCGAUGUGGCCACACUGCAGGCAAGAGCGUCGUGUCUCGAAGCGAAGCUUACGCCAGGUGGCAAGCCGCCGUCGACGCCAGAAAUGAAGGCCAAGACAUCUGGAUCAUGGCCCGCACAGACAGUCUGAUCCACGGCUACGACGAGGCUCUCACCCGUGCCCGCAAAGCCAUAGAGAUUGGCGUAGACGCCGUCUUUGUCGAGGCCCUCCCCGACCGCGAGUCCAUGGAGCGUCUGCGCAAAGACCUCAACUUCCCUGUAAUUGCUAACAUCAUCGAGGGAGGAAAGACGCAGAAUUUGUCUGCCAAGGACCUUGCUGAGAUUGGCUAUAGCGCGGUAUCUUAUCCUUGGACGCUUGUUGCUGCCAAGCUGAAGAGUAUUCGCGAGGCAUUGGAGGGUAUCAAGGGGUCUAUGACGGUUGGAAAGCCGCCCGUUGUUUUAUCUUACGCGGAGGUAUGUGAUGGCGUGGGAUUUAAUAAGUAUUAUGAGUUGGAGGAGAGAUAUCAGUAUGAGGGACGAGCUAAUGGUGCGAAUGGGUACCAGUGGAAGAAUUAG